Colletotrichum chrysophilum is the source of this 924-nucleotide messenger RNA. RefSeq lists its product as uncharacterized. The record is from RefSeq and is a predicted model, not a curated record. NCBI's taxonomy places the organism in Eukaryota, Fungi, Ascomycota, Sordariomycetes, Glomerellales, Glomerellaceae. The transcript has 2 exons. Bases 1 to 924 code for a protein of 307 amino acids.
AUGCUCACCAGCGUCGUUAUUUCCACCGCCCUGCUGGCAAUGUUCCAGCCAGUUAUGGCAUCAUGCGACUGCAGUCUCAGGGUCGAAAGUCACAUCAGCCCGGGAUUUUCGCUGGAUGUUGUGUCAACUCUGAUUAUCGGCUCUCAAGCUGCUGCGAUAGUUGACUUGCCCCUCGCCGUUUCUGCCGCCGAAGACCUGGCUGCUUGGGUCAAGAACACCACUGACAAGCCCCUACUGGCCGCCUUCACAACGCACAAUCAUCCUGAUCACUAUUUGAGCGGAAAGGCUUUUCUGCAACAUUUCCCCGACGCCAAGCACUACGCUACGCCUGAGACAGUGCAUGGAAUCCAGAACGAGGCUCUCAACAAGGCAAGCAUUCACGCGACAUGUCACAGGGGCGAUGAGAAGUGCCCUAUCGAGAUACUAAAGAACGUUGGUGGCGACACGAUCGACUUGUCUGCUUUCUGGAUUCCGUCGAGCAAGACGCUGAUCGCGGGUGACGUCGUCUACGGCCACCAAAUGCAUGCCUGGCUCGCCGACCUUCUCACACCUGCCCUGACGGAGUCUUGGCUCAAAACUCUCGACUUCAUCGCGGGCCUCGGACCUAAUCUCGUCAUACCCGGCCAUGCAUUGUCAGCCGAUACCUUCAGUGCUAUCGUGGACGUCAAUCACACGCAUGAAUACGUUUCGUUCUUCCAGAAGAACAUCGAAGCUAAGGGCGCCGACUUUUACACCCCACAGGAAAUUUCGAAAUUGAUCGACGAUGCUUUCCCUGGGUUAACGAACCUGACAUCAUCAACAACUUCAGCUACCCUUCUCAACAUAACCUCUGAGAACUUCGGCCGGGGCGGAGAAAGACAAGUGCAUUACUUCGACUUGACUAUUUAUAACGACACAGAAAUCCUGGAUGGGUGGCGCUUGUAA